AAGCCAAAAAAUAUACUAACUUUCAUGAAGUAAUAUCUUUAAAAGGCUUCCUUCCGCUGGAAAAAAUAGUCCCUGACCAUGAACAGCAACAGAAGUUACAUUUAUUAUUCCAUUAGAUGCCGGUACCAAAUGACUAAUGCUUUGACUAGUUCUGUCAGUGUCAGCAGGGCGCCGGAAACCCAUUAAAUGUUAAAAGGACAAGAUCGCUUCAGACAUUCAAACAGAUUUUUUAUAAUGAACAUAGGACUGACCCGAAGGAAAAUGCUAAAUUUGAAUGCAGGUUAUACACUCGGUCACUCUAUAUUUCUUUUACAAUACUCUUCAACAUAAUACAUUAAGCUUCCAAGAACAAAAUAAAUAGAGAAGAAACAUAUGUUUACCAUGUUGCUAAGAGUGGUUGCUAAGACAGACGCAGCAACAUACACAUUCAGUGGCGCAGCGAUACUUAUGUAAUGUGAUCAGCUGUAUGUUUUUGGGAAUUUUACAACGGCUUUGAACACGGCUCAACCAAUCAGAAUCAAGGGCCGGAACUAUCUGUUUUCUAAAAUUGUUUUUAAAGUAUGACAUUUUUGUAAUGGAGGUUGAUUUUACUCUUGAAUAAAACGUUUUUGAAUGAUAUGCUGUGAGGGGUACACAUGACACAGUCACACAUUUGAUAUUCUUGAUGCUGCUGCUGUGCGCUGUAGCCAAUUGCUCUGCAUGUUGUUAGGAUGACAUUUAAUAGGCCUACAUUUUUAGGCUGGCCCGUAUUCCAGCGCGAUGCUUCAGUUUUAAGGUUCAUCAUGGUAAGGUAUCUAGCUAAACAACUGUUUUACGAUAGAAAUGUUAAACGACGGACAGCAAUGCAGUGAUUUACUCGACUUUUUUGUAAAAUGUUGCCAUUUUGAUUUUGAAACGAAUAUAUAGGCUUGCGAUUCUGAUUCAUGUAAUUCGUUUGAAUGUGAUGAGACAAGAAACAUUAACAGAGCCAUUAACUAACCAAGUUAAAAAUAUUUUACACAUAUUUAUAACAUUUAUUUUUUUACCAUAUAAAUUUGAUCUUUAUGCAUGAAAUUAUAACUGAUAUAAAGCUGGCUUUUAAAUUUUUAGGAAUAAUCCUACUAUAUUCUUCACCCAGUAUGAUCAGUAUAAGACCCCAGUGGAGAACAUCGGGCUCCAGGAUUCCUUGCUUUCCCGGUUUGAUCUGCUCUUCAUUGUUCUGGAUCAGAUGGAUCCAGAUAGCGAUCGGGAGAUCUCGGAGCAUGUGCUGCGGAUGCAUCGAUACAGAGUGCCGGGAGAGCAGGAGGGAGCAGCAAUGCCGCUGGGAAGUACAGUAGACGUAUUCGCCACAGACGACCCAAACAUCACAGAAGCAGCUGAGCAGGAGCUACAGAUCUAUGAGAAAAAAGACACUGUCCUGCAUGGCCACAGGAAGAAAAAGGAGAAGGUUGUUACCAUGGAGUUCAUCAGGAAGUACAUCCAUGUUGCUAAGCUGGUGAAGCCGGUCCUGACGCAGGAGGCUUCGGACUACAUAGCAGAAGAGUAUUCCAGUUAUAUAUUACAGUUAUUCCACCAGACUACACUUGGGUUCUCUCACUCUCUUCCCCAAUUCCACUGUGGAAAACUGUCAAAAUGAUAGUUUAUAUUGAAGUGUUUUAUAAUUUUGUAAAUAACAAAGUGUGAAAAAUGUUGGGAAAAAAGUCUGCUCCUUGACUUAGAUAUGUCCAACUCUGUCUAUCCAGCAGCGGUGAAGAUGUUAAUAAUAAAUUAGAAUUGAAUUGGU
Messenger RNA from Megalobrama amblycephala (Wuchang bream), 1762 nucleotides. Its product is annotated as DNA replication licensing factor MCM3-like. NCBI's taxonomy places the organism in Eukaryota, Metazoa, Chordata, Actinopteri, Cypriniformes, Xenocyprididae. Gene Ontology annotation, biological process: DNA strand elongation involved in DNA replication; mitotic DNA replication initiation; double-strand break repair via break-induced replication. Gene Ontology annotation, cellular component: nucleus; MCM complex. The record is from RefSeq and is a predicted model, not a curated record. The coding region runs from base 1208 to 1615 and encodes 135 amino acids. Gene Ontology annotation, molecular function: single-stranded DNA helicase activity; ATP binding; single-stranded DNA binding. The transcript is spliced from 3 exons.